AUGAACUACCACGAACUAUUCUCUCAUGCGGCUCAGUUCAGAAAUGUUGUUACCUUCAAUAAUUUCUCAGGUUUCGUAAUUGCUCGCGAAUAUCUUGAGAAUUACUAUAAAAUUAAGCAUCCCGAUGAAGUGACACAAUAUAACUUUUACAGAUUUCUAUUGAAAAUUAUUCAGGGGAGCGAUGAAUCAAUUAUAAAUAAUAUAUUUGAUCCCAACUGUGUGCCUUCUUCCCUUAUGCACCUGAUAGCUGAAAAGUUGCAAACAUUUAGAAAUAUAGAUUAUCUCGUCGCUUAUGUCAAUCGAAAUGCAAUUAAACAGGUUUUUGCUCGGGAUACUGGUGAAAUGGAAGAUCCAACUCUUAUCACCUUUCAUUUGAGCAGUCUUGUUGGUCAAUUUAUGCGCAAAUUUGUUAUUGCCUUCCACAUGCUGCACUUUGAUCAGAUCAGCGAAUUCAUUAACGCCUUUUACGCUCACUACGAUGUAGUGAGAUCUCCAUUUAAUCCCGAAUCAGGAGAGGAUAAUUUGAACAGUUUUCAACAAGUCGAAGCAUAUUGUGAGGACAUCAUUGAAAAAUCUGGUCUUUUGGGAGCUCUUUCUCGUUCGAAGUUGGAAAAAUUGAUUCUUAACCUGGAGUCCUUCGUAAAACGCUAUCCCGAUAUGUUUAAAGCACGCUACGCUUUACACUUACUGGCUGUACGUCGCGGUAACCUAUCGGAGGCUGAAUCACAUCUCUUCAAGGCAUUCGAAUUGGCUGUUUCUACUCCCAAACCGGAGCUUAAUGAUCUUGUAGCAGAAAGGAGAUUUAUGGACGGUUGGACUCGUAUGACCCUAGGAGCUGCGGAUAUGCACUAUAAAUUCAAUCAAAUCCCACAAGCUCGAUGUUAUCUUAACCAAGCAUUAGCUCAAGCUCUUGAAACCAACGAUGUUGUUUGUCUGCGAUUUGUCCGGAUGGCUCAUGAAGUACUGAAUCCUUUUGGAGAACCAUUCAAAUUCAGAACGCCAGAUCCUACAAAUGCCCCGGCAUCUUCAGACCUCAAACUUGCUGAAUUGCGUAACAAAUUGUUCCGGCUCCUUGGAAACGGAGGAAGUCCUAAGGAAUACAAUUAUGGUGAUGAAUUGUUCUUCCAAUAUGUCUUUUAUUUCCCAAGAGUUCUUCUGGCCUAUUUUAAUUCGGAAAUCUCCGCCCACCCACAGGCUCAAUCGACUCUCCUCUUAGACCUCUCCUUUGCCUUCUCCUACUAUGGACAUAGCAUAAUGGCCACCACGCUGUUGCAGUGUGUCAUCAAUUUAGAGUGUCUUUGUCCUUGCGCCAGCUCAGACUAUGUCCUGGCCCUAUCAAUUUCCCAAAUGGCCAGAGUCAUUGCUUUAAGGGGUUUACCAGCUGUAGCAGUGAAUAUGCUCAAAACCGCAACUGAAUCGAUCGGUUUGUUCUCAGAGAGGGCUUAUUUUGAACGGGCUCGUGUGGAGACGCAGCUGGAGCAGUCAUUCCGUAUGGAAAGCAACUUGGACCACUGUGAUCGACUUGCCAGUGAUCUCGCUCUUUUCUGUCCGUGGGAGUCUCAUCUGAGGCGUGCCAAACUGGAACUUAGGCGGGGAAACAAGUCCCUAGCUAUGGAUAUUCUCCAAGGCAUAGCGGAGAGAGCGAGGGAGCUGAGAUCGACUACAGGCUUCGAUAAGGACGAGGUGACACGUUCGGAGAAGUUGUUCAGAGAAGCAGGCGACAUUAAUAAGGACGUUCUCAUUAGGACUCUUGAGCCACCACUCACUGGUGCUGCUGGUGCUCUGCUGCUAUUUGAGAUUCGAGCUAGAAUCGCUAUGUCGGAGCUCUUCGCUUGCAACAAUCAAUACCUGGAAGCAAUGAAACAAUUAGUUUCCGCCCUUAGACUCAGCCAACAGCAUUAUCUACAUGUGCCAAAAAAUGUUUGCAUCAUCCUGAUCUCCACACUUGUCACUUUAUCAGAUGUGGCUCUGGAUAAUCCCCUUCCUGAAGAUCUGAGCAUUUAUGAUGUCUUCACAGAGAUCUGUCAUCAGGCCGAACCGGCUCUGGCAAAAAAUUUGAUCAAUUUGAAGAUGUGGCUUUUAUUUAUAGCGGGAUGUUCUAAUGUGAAGGAAUCAUGGAGAAAACAUCUACAGGAAAGUGCUGUCUUCUUCGGUGUUACUGGGGAUAUAUUCAACCUGCGGAGAAUCAAAAAUAUUCUUGUAAGUUGA
Messenger RNA from Rodentolepis nana, 2208 nucleotides. Lineage: Eukaryota; Metazoa; Platyhelminthes; Cestoda; Cyclophyllidea; Hymenolepididae. The record is from the annotation of a GenBank genome assembly.